Messenger RNA from Rotaria sp. Silwood2, 375 nucleotides. The record is from the annotation of a GenBank genome assembly. NCBI's taxonomy places the organism in Eukaryota, Metazoa, Rotifera, Eurotatoria, Philodinida, Philodinidae.
AUGAGAAAUAUUUGUCGUUUAGCUGAUGAUUUUGGAAUUGAAUUAACUUGGAAUUACUUCGCCACCUCCUAUGGUAAGGGGGUGGUUGAUGGGUUGGGAGGUACAAUUAAACGUCUUGUCUAUAGAGCAAUACUUAGUGGACAACAAUGUAGUUCAGCAGCUCAAUUUGUAAAGAUUGCUCAAUCCAAAACAGACACUAUCAAUGUUACAGAAUUAGAAGAUAUUCAUAUUGAAAAUUCAAAGGCAAAAAUGGAAAAAUUUUUCCAAUCAAUAAAGACAGUACCAGAAACAAAAAAAAUUCAUUCAGUCAAAGUACUUCAAAAUAAUAUAAAUAUUAUUCGAAUAGUUCAACAAAAAAAACCUAUCAAUUUUUAA